This is a messenger RNA of Colius striatus (speckled mousebird), 5059 nucleotides long. It is a transcript of the gene NDNF, whose product is annotated as neuron derived neurotrophic factor. Gene Ontology annotation, biological process: extracellular matrix organization. Lineage: Eukaryota; Metazoa; Chordata; Aves; Coliiformes; Coliidae. The transcript has 4 exons. Gene Ontology annotation, molecular function: protein binding. Bases 426 to 2132 code for a protein of 568 amino acids. The record is from RefSeq and is a predicted model, not a curated record.
GCCCGCCCCGCCGCCAGCAGCGAGACGCGCCGGGAGCGGCCCCUCCGCGCCCCCUCCGCCAAACUUUUGCCGUCCGACGCUCCGCCGCCCUGCAGUUCCUCCCGAGCGGCGAAGUCGGGGCCGUGCCCUCGCCCCGGGCGGCGGCGGGUGCCCCGAGGGGGUCCUGCCUCCUUUUUCUUCGUUUUUAUUGUUUUUCCUCUUUUGUAUUUUUUUUAAUUUUAUUUUUUUUUUCUCCGCGGGGAGGGGUGGGGAAGGGAAGGGGCUAUAAAGCGCGAAGGGACGUGCGUGACACAGUCCCCGUUGCAGCCCGUCCCUGCCGGAGCGGGGGGGUUAGGUAAACACCCGCCCCCCUAAAACAAAAAAAAAGCCUUCCUCCCCUCCCGCCGCAGGAGCGACAGGACGGGACGGGACCGGACACCGCAAGGAUGCUCCUGCUGCGCUGCCCACUGCUGCUGCUGCUGCUUCCGCUCAGCUCCAGGCCCCAGAAGUUACCUACCAGAGAUGAGGAGCUCUUCCAAAUGCAGAUCCGGGACAAAGCAUUUUUUCAUGAUUCAUCAGUCAUCCCAGAUGGAGCCGAAAUUAGCAGCUACCUCUUCCGAGACACCCCAAAAAGGUACUUCUUCGUAGUUGAAGAGGACAACACUCCCUUAGCAGUGACAGUGACACCAUGUGAUGCCCCUCUGGAGUGGAAACUGAGUGUGCAAGAGCUCCCAGAGGAAGCCAGUGGAGAAGGUUCAGGUGAACCAGAGCCUCUUGAGCAACAGAAACAGCAGAUUACUAAUGAGGAAGGCACAGAACUGUUCUCUUACAAAGGCAAUGAUGUUGAGUACUUUGUGUCCUCAAGUUCCCCAUCUGGUUUGUACCAACUAGAUCUGCUGUCAACAGAGAAAGACACACAUUUUAAAGUGUAUGCAACCACUACUCCAGAGUCAGACCAGCCUUAUCCUGAAUUACCUUACGAUCCCAGAAUUGAUGUCACUUCUCUGGGACGCACAACAGUGACGCUGGCGUGGAAACCGAGUCCCACCGCCUCCUUGCUGAAACAGCCAAUUCAGUAUUGCAUAGUCAUCAAUAAAGAACACAAUUUCAAAAGCCUCUGUGCAGUUGAAGCCAAGCUCAGUUCUGAUGAUGCCUUCAUGAUGGCUCCAAAACCAGGUCUGGAUUUCAGUCCAUUUGACUUUGCCCAUUUUGGCUUCCCCUCAGACUACAACUCUGGCAAAGAACGUGGUUUCCUAAAACCAUCAUCAAAGUUUGGGCGCCAAACAACCUCAAAGCUGAGAGUUGACCUGCAUAAAGUUUGUAUUGGGAACAAGAACAUCUUCACUGUGUCUGACCUGAAGCCCGAUACACAGUACUACUUUGACAUGUUUGCAGUAAAUGUCAACACUAACAUGAGCACUGCAUACGUUGGCACCUUUGCCAGAACGAAGGAGGAGGCUAAACAGAAAACGGUCGAACUGAAGGACGGCAAGGUUACAGAUGUAUUCAUCAAGAGAAAGGGCACCAAAUUUCUACGUUUUGCUCCCGUUUCAUCACACCAAAAAGUCACCGUCUCUGUUCAUUCAUGCCUAGAUGCUGUUCAGAUCCAAGUCAAAAGAGAUGGAAAACUUCUCUUGUCCCAAAACAUCGAGGGUGUGCGGCAGUUCCAGCUUCGGGGAAAAGCAAAAGCUAAAUAUCUCAUUAGGCUGAAAGGUAACAAAAAAGGUGCUUCUAUGCUGAAGAUCCUGGCUACAACAAGGCCCAACAAGCAGUCAUUUCCUUCUCUGCCUGAAGAUACGCGCAUCAAAGCCUUUGACAAACUCCGCACAUGUUCUUCGGUCACGGUGGCGUGGCUGGGCACACAGGAGAGAAACAAAUUCUGCAUCUACAAAAGGGAAGUGGAUGACAAUUACAAUGAAGAGCAGAAGAGAAGAGAGCAGAACCAGUGCUUGGGUCCAGAUACGAGGAAGAAAUCGGAAAAGGUUCUCUGUAAAUACUUCCACAGCCAGAACAUCCAGAAAGCAGUGACCACAGAGACAAUCAGAGGCCUGCACCCUGGCAAGUCCUACCUGCUGGAUGUGUAUGUGAUAGGGCACGGCGGGCACUCCGUGAAAUAUCAGAGCAAACUAGUGAAAACGAGGAAGUUCUGUUAGUGCCCUCGGACAUAGAAAUUUACGGAACUCCAGUCAGAACGUUGUCCUACUUCCAAGUAUGCAGAUUGACUACUUGCACAGCUGAGAAGUUGUGACCUGUAUUUGUACUUGUGUAGAAAAGAUAUCAACUUGUAUAUUUAUGUUUACAUAAGUAAUUGUUGGGAGGAACUGAGGCUGGUGCUCUCUGGUAGCAUCUGGCAACGGUACUAUCAUGUGUCCAGUGACCCACAUGUGAUGCUCAGUAGAUGUCCAAGGUAGCAGGAAACCUCGAAGGAACUGGCACUCCUUUGCUUCCAUAUUGCAUGAACUGCUUCUAAAUUAUUUUAUACUUAAAAGGCUGAGAUACAUCAUUCAUCCACCUUGUUACUCACACCCAAAACUCAGACAUACACCCUUUCUGUUGGAGUAGAUGGUAGGAUUUCUGUAAAUUAUUUUAUAGAGUCUUGUUUAAAAUGUUUAUGUUUCUAUGACUGUAAACUAUUAAAAUAUCUCCCCAAUAAAACACAGAUCUAAACUAAGUAUUAACUGGGCUGCACAUGAGGCAGUUUCAUUGCUAAUGUAAAUUCUUACCUAGCUGAUUUUCAUGUUUAAAUACUGUAUGUAUUUCAUGUACAAAGUUGCCAUAACGUUAUAUUCCUGUACAUAAAAUUAAAAAUAUUAGAUUAUAUGUUGUUUCCUUUUUUUCUUCACAUUCUAAAGGAGCAAACAGACUUGGGGACAGAAGAGGCAUGCUGAAACUCAAACUGAAUUCAGCUAGGAUGUGCCUUUCUCGUUGUUCUUCUUCUUUUUGGGCAAGGUGACUGAAGUCCGAUAGAAUUACUGAUGUUACUGAGUCAGUUAAAAUCUGCAAGGGAGCACAGGCCACCGAAGGAGGGGUAUUUGUGGCACACUGAAUCUGCAGUGAUACAAGCACUAAAGAAGAACGACAGGGCAGAGGAGCUUCACUUGUCCCAGGUGAGAAUGGGUCAUGGUUGUGAGUGCUGCCAGCACUGUGCAAGGAGCUUAUACUCUGGGUUAGAGAGACCAUAACAAUCCAAACAAAUAACACACCAGAGAAACAGUUGUUAAUUUUGUUAGACUACCAUUGAAAAUACUUGGUUUCUGGAUGAUGCUGGUUUUGACUAGAGCAAUAAAAAGGUGAGAGGCCAAUUUUUUCUUCCAUUGACAAGAGUGGUAGCACUAAGAAAAAAGCCACUGCAACUUCAUUGGAGUUGCAGUUAUUUCCAUUAUGUAGAUUUGUUUAUGAUGUUAGAUGUCUGGAUCUUAUAUUUUCUAAAUGUUCAUCUUUGGUUUUCCCCAUGUCACCUUCAUUGACUCAAAAACUUGUAUAGAGCUGCUUAAUGGAAAAUACGCUUCUGAGAAGCAACUAGACCGGCUGCAUUUCAAGGGGAUAAGAGCAGGAUAUGUACUGCCUUAGUUCUGGUAUUAGAGUUUGGGUCAGAGCCUUGGGACAGGUAACAGACCACCUUUUUCUCUCAGUCUCAUCAUAGGUAUCAGUCUGCAGCACCCAAGCAGUGGAUGUCAGGACUUACCCAAAGACAAUAUCUCUUCUUUAGACGCCUGUCUACAAAACAUGUCACUGCUGUGACUUUAACACUUACAGCCCCCCAGGGCUUUGAAGAUCAGGGAAAAGGACCAAAGCCCACAUAAAGGCUGAAAACAGAUUCUUCUUAGGCUGCUCACAGGGUAGAUGAGACUUCUCAUCCCUGCAGAGAGCUCCAGUUUUCCUUGGCCCUAUAGUGCCGAGCUCUUCAGGUUGUCCUUUCUGCUGCCUCCAACAUGUUCCAGUUUGCAGACUGGUGGAUGGCAGCAAGGUUCCAUGGCUACACAAGUGCCUACACCAUUCCACAUGCUGAGUUAGCUGUGAUGACUCUCUAAGAUGCAGAUACCAUAUGAAAAUUGAUCAGAAGGCACCUUCUGUGUUUAGUGUAAUUACAUAGUAAUAUUAUCAUCUCUCCUCAUCUGAAAACAUCUCUGAUUUCUUAAAGCAAAAGGGUUCAGUACCACAUGCUUGUUAUAUUGCCCUGCCGGGACAUAGGGUGAGCAGUAGAUGACUACAGCUGGGAAUCUCUGAAGGGGAUUGUAGUACCAAUGUUGGAUCACCAGUUUCCAGGGAGAUAACUUCCCUACAUUCUUUUUGUCCAAAGACCGACUAAAACCUUCAGUUAAAGGCAACACUUAUGUUUAAGCAUUUAUCUGUUCACUGAUGCCAUUUUUUUGUGGGAAAUGGGACCCCUUCCAUCGGCCUAUUACAAUGUUUACUUCAAAACAUGUUUCAUUACCAUUCCAGCUCUAUUUGUUCCCUUUAGCCAUGUUUGGAUAUUCAUCCAGCUCACUUGGCUUUUCUGCCUGCUAACCACUUAUGUUUACAGUAUGUCACAAAAUGAAAAAAUUCCCCAAUAUGCAUGCAUCUUCUAUUGCUGAACACUAUGUUUUCAAAGGAAAAUGUCACAUUAUUUGUCUUUAUUCCCAAUAGAAUUAUUUUCCCAAACACCUAGCUCUAUUUAUUCUUCUGGAUGAAUAGAGAACAUUAGUAUCGUAUCUACUAAUCAUCCCACUGUUCUUCACGUCUUUAUGGAGUCAAUCUGAGAGAGGUAGUUCAUAUUUUGAAGGAAGGAGUAAAAUUAAGGGCACCAGGCUUUAUGCAGUACAAAUGUAAGUCAUGCUUAAGACGGAGGUGUCUGAAGUGGAUAUCUUCUACUGGGAAAGCUCCAGACUGAGUGUGGGGAGUUUUGUGGAGACUUGGCUAGAGGAAAGAGGACAUGAUAGAAUACAGCUGGUUAGGCAGUAAGCAUUAAGCGAUAAGACUCCUGCUCAAGGACGUGAGAGCAAGAGAGUUGUAUGAUAACAGGAUGAGAAAGCAGAAGCUUAGUUUGGGUUAAGCAGCCACAAGUAUCUGGAGUAUGUUGAAACAAGGGCGAGGUUUG